Aspergillus wentii DTO 134E9 is the source of this 1200-nucleotide messenger RNA. RefSeq names its product putative mitochondrial 2-oxodicarboxylate carrier protein. NCBI's taxonomy places the organism in Eukaryota, Fungi, Ascomycota, Eurotiomycetes, Eurotiales, Aspergillaceae. Bases 186 to 1097 code for a protein of 303 amino acids. The record is from RefSeq and is a predicted model, not a curated record. Gene Ontology annotation, biological process: transmembrane transport. The transcript has 5 exons.
CGACUCUCUCCGACCUGCCGCAACCUCCACAGGCCGUCGGCAAGUCAGUUGACUUUCUUCUCCAUCUAUCUCUCUCUUCUCCUCUUUCUUUUUCCCUUCUCUCCUCCUCCACAGUCGUUUGGAUAAAUCUCCCCUCUUUUCAAUUUCUACUAUCCCCAGGCGAUAAGCUUGGUUGUGCGCCCAUCAUGUCCAACACCACUCAAAAGCCCCUCCCUUUUCAGUACCAGUUUGCUGCUGGUGCAGUGGCCGGUAUUUCUGAGAUCUUGAUCAUGUACCCAUUGGAUGUGGUCAAGACACGAGUUCAGCUUCAGGGCGCUGCCGUCGCCGGUGAGGAAUCGUAUAAUGGCAUGUUCGACUGCUUCCGCAAGAUCAUCAAGAAUGAAGGUGCCUCCCGUCUAUACCGUGGUAUCUCCGCUCCCAUCCUGAUGGAGGCCCCCAAGCGUGCCACAAAGUUCGCCGCCAACGAUAGCUGGGGCGCUUUCUACCGCGGCCUGUUCGGUGUCGAGAAGCAGACCCAGUCGCUGGCUGUGCUCACCGGUGCCACCGCCGGUGCUACCGAGUCCUUCGUCGUUGUUCCCUUUGAGCUUGUCAAGAUUCGUCUCCAGGACAAGGCUUCGGCAGGCAAGUACAACGGCAUGCUUGAUGUCGUCAAGAAGAUCGUCAAGACCGAGGGUCCCCUCGCCAUGUACAACGGUCUCGAAUCUACCCUGUGGCGCCACAUCCUCUGGAACGCCGGUUACUUUGGCUGUAUCUUCCAGGUCCGCGCUCAGCUCCCCGCCGUCGAGCCCGGCAACAAGAGCCAACAGACCCGUAAUGACCUGAUCGCCGGUACCAUCGGUGGUACUGCCGGUACCGUCCUCAACACCCCCAUGGACGUGGUCAAGUCCCGCAUCCAAAACACCACCAAGGUGCCCGGCCAGACCCCCAAGUACAACUGGGCCUGGCCUGCCCUGGGAACCGUCAUGAAGGAGGAGGGCUUCUCCGCCCUGUACAAGGGUUUCACUCCCAAGGUUCUCCGUCUCGGUCCCGGUGGUGGUAUCCUCCUGGUCGUUUUCACCGGUGUCAUGGACUUCUUCCGUGGUAUGCGCGGGGAAUAGAUGGUCAAAAAUUUUCGAUAGAAGCCAAACAAAAAAAUCAAAAUUUCAAGCAAAAAUUCUUUUCGGCCAAGACAGAGCGCAAAACGCAAAAAAGACGAUACCC